Messenger RNA from Ipomoea nil (Japanese morning glory), 1666 nucleotides. RefSeq names its product pyruvate dehydrogenase E1 component subunit alpha, mitochondrial-like. Gene Ontology annotation, biological process: pyruvate decarboxylation to acetyl-CoA. The transcript is spliced from 8 exons. NCBI's taxonomy places the organism in Eukaryota, Viridiplantae, Streptophyta, Magnoliopsida, Solanales, Convolvulaceae. Gene Ontology annotation, cellular component: intracellular membrane-bounded organelle. Gene Ontology annotation, molecular function: pyruvate dehydrogenase (acetyl-transferring) activity. The coding region runs from base 86 to 1246 and encodes 386 amino acids. The record is from RefSeq and is a predicted model, not a curated record.
ACCUUGCCGUAAUUAAAAGUGAGAAUUUGAUUCGAUCUCUCCUACCGGAAAGUCGCCGGAGUUGGGAAUCAAAUCGGACGUCGAAAUGGCACUAUCCAUACAGCGCACUGGUAGUCUCCUGAAGCCACUAUCCGCGGCGGCGUCCUACAUCCGCGACUCCGCCGCCGCCAUUGCCGUGGAGACCAGCCUCCCCUUCAGUAGUCACAACAUCGAUCCUCCGUCUCGCACCGUAGAGACGUCGGCUAAGGAGCUGAUGACCUUCUUCCGCGAUAUGGCUCUGAUGCGCCGGAUGGAGAUCGCCGCCGACUCGCUCUACAAGGCGAAGCUCAUUCUCGGAUUCUGCCAUCUCUACGACGGCCAGGAAGCCGUCGCGGUAGGCAUGGAGGCCGCGAUCACCAGAAAGGACUGCAUUAUUACCUCUUACAGGGACCACUGCACCUACCUCGCCCGCGGCGGAACGCUUCUGGAAAUGUUUGCGGAGCUUAUGGGGAGAAAGGAUGGGUGCUCGAGAGGCAAAGGAGGUUCAAUGCACUUCUAUAAGAAGGAGAAUGGAUUUUACGGCGGCCAUGGGAUCGUAGGGGCUCAGAUUCCGCUAGGUAUUGGAUUGGCGUUUGCCCUCAAGUACUCAAAGGAAGAAAAUGUCUCUUUCUCCAUGUACGGAGAUGGUGCUGCGAAUCAGGGGCAACUGUUUGAGGCUUUGAACAUGGCGGCUCUCUGGGAUCUGCCUGCUAUUCUGGUUUGCGAGAACAAUCACUAUGGCAUGGGGACAGCAGAAUGGAGAGCAGCAAAAAGUCCUGCCUAUUAUAAGAGAGGGGAUUAUGUCCCUGGUCUGAAGGUGGAUGGUAUGGAUGUCCUUGCUGUGAAACAAGCAUGCAAAUACGCCAAGGAGCAUGUUCUAAAGAAUGGACCUCUUAUUCUUGAAAUGGACACCUAUAGGUAUCAUGGGCACUCCAUGUCUGAUCCCGGAAGCACAUAUCGCACACGUGACGAGAUCUCUGGAGUGAGACAGGAGCGUGAUCCAAUUGAAAGAGUCAGAAAACUCAUACUAGCUCAUGAUAUUGCCACCGAAAAGGAGCUAAAGGAUAUUGAGAAGGAAAUUAGAAAAGAAGUAGACGAAACCAUAGCUAAAGCAAAGGAGUGCCAAAUGCCAGAUCCUUCUGAACUCUUUUCCAAUGUGUAUGCCAAAGGGUUUGGAAUUGAGGCUUUUGGACCAGACAGGAAGGAACUGAAAGGAAUACUCCCUUGAUUCUGCAAGUGUGACCAAUUGGCCACUCUUUGAAGAGAUAAAAGAGGGAUUUGAAGAAUAACCAACACACUAAAACAGUCAGGUUUCCACAUUCCCUUUCCAAUAUAGCCUUCCUGCCCCCAUUGAUUUUUCACAGUUAGGUAGCUCGAUUUUUUGAUGAUCUAAAUAAUGAAAUCUGAAUAACAUUAUAUGGAGCGGCGCUAUCUCGAGUUGCUUUCCAUCUGAAGAUAUGCAACGCAUGAGCUGCUGGCGCUGAUAUGCAGCCUGCAUAUAUGUUUUCUUUCCCGGAUGCUCUAAUGCUUUCCCAUUGUUCAUAUCUUUGGGCUCCAUUUUUUGCAAAGAUGUGAAAGUUCUUUGUCUUUCAACUACUUUUCAUUGUCAUAUCAAUGAUAUCAUAAAGCAAUAUUCGAUCGUCAAUAA